This is a messenger RNA of Dioscorea cayenensis subsp. rotundata (Guinea yam), 1000 nucleotides long. RefSeq names its product ras-related protein RIC2. The record is from RefSeq and is a predicted model, not a curated record. Gene Ontology annotation, molecular function: GTP binding; GTPase activity. NCBI's taxonomy places the organism in Eukaryota, Viridiplantae, Streptophyta, Magnoliopsida, Dioscoreales, Dioscoreaceae. Gene Ontology annotation, cellular component: endosome. The coding region runs from base 112 to 765 and encodes 217 amino acids. The transcript is spliced from 2 exons.
UGCUUUAAAAAACCGACCAAGAUCUCGCCUUUCCCUUUGCAUUGAAGCAAAGCAUUGGCCCAGAGACUCCAUUGUUGAUACUCUGUGAGAGCGUGCUUGGAGGGGACGAAGAUGGCGGGGUAUAGAGCUGAGGAUGACUACGAUUACUUGUUCAAGGUGGUGCUCAUUGGGGACUCAGGUGUUGGGAAAUCCAACCUGCUUUCGAGGUUCACUCGCAACGAGUUCAGUCUUGAGUCUAAGUCCACUAUCGGUGUCGAGUUCGCCACUCGUAGCCUCACCGUCGACGGGAAGGUCAUCAAGGCCCAGAUUUGGGACACUGCGGGCCAGGAGAGGUACCGUGCCAUCACCAGCGCUUACUACCGUGGUGCUGUUGGUGCAUUGCUUGUCUACGAUGUCACCAGACACGCCACAUUCGAAAAUGUCGAACGGUGGCUGAGGGAGUUGAGGGACCACACGGAUCCAAACAUUGUUGUGAUGCUUGUAGGGAACAAGGCAGACCUCCGCCACCUUGUCGCGGUGUCUCCCGAAGAUGGGAAAGCUUUUGCCGAGAGGGAGUCCCUCUACUUCAUGGAAACCUCUGCCUUGGAGUCAACAAACGUUGAGAAUGCCUUCUCUGAAGUAUUGACUCAGAUAUACCGGAUCGUGGUUAAGAAAGCGGUUGAGACAGGCGAUGAUGCCGCCCCCGCCGUCCCUGGGAAAGGAGAGAAAAUUAACGUUAAAGACGAUGUUUCGGCUAUGAAGAAGAUUGGUUGCUGCUCUUCUUAGGCACAAAAGAUAUUAAAAAAAGUGUGUUCUUAUAAUAUAUGUCUUUCUAGUGUUUAGCUUUCAUUUGUCAGACUGGAAGGGUUUUAGGAAUUUCCUGUUUCUAUUGCAUUUGUUAUCUUAAAAAGAUCAUGGUUGAAGUUAUGAGGGAAGAAGAACAUUCAUUUGGAAGUGUGCUCAAUUUUCUUUUUUUAACACUUCCUUUUUGCACUUAUUAAUCAUGUCUUUAAUUGCAUCA